Messenger RNA from Platichthys flesus (European flounder), 1594 nucleotides. Its product is annotated as arrestin domain-containing protein 3-like. NCBI's taxonomy places the organism in Eukaryota, Metazoa, Chordata, Actinopteri, Pleuronectiformes, Pleuronectidae. The transcript has 7 exons. Gene Ontology annotation, cellular component: cytoplasm; plasma membrane. The record is from RefSeq and is a predicted model, not a curated record. The coding region runs from base 1 to 1293 and encodes 430 amino acids. Gene Ontology annotation, biological process: protein transport.
AUGACCGUAAAGCAUCUCUCACUGGAGUACAACAAGCUGAAUGAACGAGGGACCUUCUCGCCAGGGGACGUCCUCUCUGGAAAGGUGACCGUGGUGACCAACAAGGAAACCAAAGUGCAGCGUUUCCUGGACCUUUCUUCUGGGAUUUCAAAAGUGACUUUUCCACCGUGUGUUUCUCUGCGGAAGAUGACCAUCCUGAAUUUCUCUAUUGAAUAUGACGCCGUCAACAGCCACAACAUCUUCACUAAUGGAGAUACCAUCAAUGGAAGAAUCAUUGUGGAGGUCUCUAAAGAAACUAAAGUCCAGUCUCUUGUUUUCAUAGCACAAGGAAAAGCUCGGGUUGUCUGGCAUGAGCAUCACGGGACACAUCAUCACGGGACCAAUCAUCACCGCGUUUUCUGGGCUGAUGAGAAAUAUUACAGUAUCGAGCAUCAUAUCCUGAGAGAAGCGAGACAAGAUGGUACGGAAGUCAUUAGCAAAGGAAGACACGUAUUUCCUUUUUCAUUUGCAAUUCCUGACAGAAGAAUCCCAUCAUCUUUCAAAGACUGCACUGGCAAAAUCGUUCACAAGUUGAAGGCUGAGCUCAAACAAUCGAUGAAGCUGACAAAGAAGGCCAAAUCCGAAUUCACGUUCCGCUCCAAAGCAGACAUGGAUGUUCCCGGACUUCUGGAACCCCAGUGUGGCUCCAAGGACAAAUCUCUCAAGGUUUUUGGCUCUGGAAAUGUUUCUAUGGACAUUCACACUGAACGAAUGGGCUACAAGCAAGGUGAGAAUGUCAAAGUCACGGUGGAAAUCGUGAACCACUCCAGUCGUUCGGUGAAGCCCAAAUUCUCACUGUACGAGAAAAAGAGUUUCUUCGCCCAGGGACGCAGGAGAGUUCACACUAAAGAGAUCCUUAAGGACAAAAUUGAGGCUCUUGCAUCUUCGAGCAAAGACACUUUGACCAAGGUGAUGUCCAUCCCCAGAGAACUACCCCCCUCCAUCCUGAACUGCUCCAUCAUCAAGCUUGAGUACAGACUGAAGGUCUAUCUGGAUAUCAAGUGUAGCAUAGACCCAGCAGUCAACCUCCACAUCGUCGUCCUUCCUAAAGCUGUCCAAGCAACAGCAACAGCAAAACAACAGCCUGCGUCCGCUGCUUAUGGAUUUGAAGGCUUCGGGAACCCGACCCUACCAACCUGGAGCACUACACACCAGCAAGCAGCACACCGACCCUUCAACCCCCCACCUGCCUAUGCAGCAUAUGCAAUGCCCCCCACUGUUACUUAUUCUGACAAAAAUAGCUCUUUGUUGUAGAUUCUUCCCAUAAAAGUACCAAGCAGACCAUUUAUUUAGCUUUGCACUCCUUAAACGUGUACUGACUUGUGAUGAACACAUUUUUUAAAUUUUACCAGCUGUAACAUUUUGUGAGAGAUGGUUAGAGACUCGGAUGUGAAGCAUGUUGUUCAGUGAACCACGCAUUCAGAGCCUAGGUCAAUGCAAAGAUAGGUUUUGUUAUUUUUUUUGUCAUUCUUAAUCCCUUGGACCCAUCAUCCAACAGAAGGACAUGCAGAGGGCACGGUUGCUGUUGUAUCGUCUUUCUACUCUGUUUGUUUCA